AUGCCUCGUCCAGAGCUUGACUACCGCUUCCCGCAAACUACCUACAGUUUCGAGAUUGAAUGUCUGGUGGCACAGGAGCUGCCGGGGUUCAACUACGACUCUACUCUCAACUACUUUCAUGGAAGUUGUGAUGCUCUGCCUUGGGCAUGUCCGGCCGACGAAAAAGAUCCUUACCAAGCCAUUCUGGAGGGGGUCAAGGAGUUGCUGCUGAGAUACGGACAGCCUGUGGCAAACGGCGCGAACGUUUCGGCUCCCCAGCCAUAUGCAGGAGAUGCUUCAUAUCGCCCUGACGAAUUAUGGCACGUCGAACCUUCAGUCACUACAUAUGCAAAGAGAGACAGUCCGCAGAUGUACGAAUGGUUUGGCGUACGGCUUCGCAGUCCAACAUAUCAAAGCAAGAUCUUCGUGGCCAACGAUAUUGAAUCGCCGACGGAAUGGAUCCUCGACGUUCUGAGAAAGAGCCUUGUUAUACACCUCAACUCAACGUGCAGAUUCAAUGUUCAGGUCCGGCCCUUGACCGAAGCGGUAUCUCUACUUCAUGUCAAGAAACUGGUCACACUGGUCUGGGUUCUUGAAAAGGAGCUGUUUGAACGCCUCUCUCCCAACUCUUACGGGCGGCUUCACCCUCACGUUCGAACGCUAGAGGCGCAUUCUCGGGUCGCGAGUCUCAUCUGGCAUGGCUCUGGAGAAAGGUCGCCUCAGAAAGACCCCUUGAACUCUGCCGUCACGAACCUUCAUUUGCCCGACCUACAAAACAAGGAACUUUUAGCCAGACUUCAAUUUCUGUGGCAGAUGCAGUCACUCGACGACCUUGUCGCCGCUCUUCGUACAACCACCGGUCAGGAUACAUCACUUGCUAUACGGCCUACGGGAGGGCCUUUUGAUACACCAAUCUUUGAGUUUCGCUACGCCCUCUGGCACCCCUUUGGCCAACUAGACGCAUCCAAGCACUGGAUCGAGCUGUCUUCGAAACUCGUCCAGACUUCCUUGGUGAACGCUUCCACCUUCAAGAGGAACGUCACACUACUGGAUGGUAUGAUAUACAACUCUUCGAAGAGCGACACGCCCCCCACACUUCGAUGGAGGGCGCUCUUGGCAAUAAUGGACCUGGAAAAGUGGUCGGACUCCUGGGAGUUCAUCAUCAGCCAGUACAAGGACGGCCAACGGCUCGCCGCUCGAUCGCUCGAUAAGCAGAAACUUUUACACGAGGAGUUGAAAAAAGCAGAUGGCGAGAUGGAGACCACAGCAUGA
Messenger RNA from Trichoderma citrinoviride, 1251 nucleotides. RefSeq lists its product as hypothetical. Bases 1 to 1251 code for a protein of 416 amino acids. NCBI's taxonomy places the organism in Eukaryota, Fungi, Ascomycota, Sordariomycetes, Hypocreales, Hypocreaceae. The record is from RefSeq and is a predicted model, not a curated record. The transcript has 2 exons.